AUGACCUCCGCCCCGACCCGCAUACUUCUGCCGGGCGACGAGCCCGGGACGAGCUGGCACUACACCUCCCAAGGGGCGUCCGCAACUCCGUCCUAACUUCAGACCCCAAACGGCCAGCUCUUCACCCAGUCCUUCACCGCCGCUGGACCCCACACUCGACCCCCCGUCAGGGCCCACCGUCUACAUGAUCCCACGGCUUACGGCUCGACUCCGGGGCUCUUCCAGAAGAUCGCCAUCGCCUUCGCCUCCUGGGGAUACUCCGUCCACCUCGCCGACCUCCUCGGUCACGGCCGCUCCGACGGGCUCAGGUGUUACCUCGGCGACCUCAACGCCGUCGCCGACGCGUCGCUCUCCUUCUUCCUCUCCGUGCGCAACUCUGCGGAGUACGCAAAUUUGCCGGCGUUUUUGUUUGGGGAGAGUCUGGGGGGUCUCGUGACGACAUUGAUGUAUCUGCGGUCCCCGGACAGGGGAGUUUGGACGGGGGUUAUACUGUCGGCCCCGUUGCUCAUGAUACCGGAGGAUAUGAAGCCGUCGAAGGUGAGGUUGUUUUUGUUCGGGUUGCUGUUUGGGCUGGCGGAUACUUGGGAGGCGAUGCCCGAUAACAAGAUGGUCGGGAAAGCGAUCAGGGAUAAGGAGAAGCUCAAGAUCAUAGCGUCGAACCCUAGAAGGUAUACGGGAAGGCCGAGGGUGGGAACGAUGAGGGAGAUCUCAAGAAUGUGCGAUCACGUGAGGAGCAGGUUCAGCGAGAUUACCGCCCCGUUCCUGGUGGUGCACGGGACAGAGGACGGCGUGACGUCGCCGGAGGGGUCGAAGAUAUUGUACGAGGCGGCGGCGAGCGACGACAAGGAGCUGAUUUUCUACGAAGGGAUGUUGCAUUCCCUGGUUCAGGGGGAGCCGGACGAGAACAGUGACCGGGUGCUGGGGGAUUUCAGGAAGUGGAUUGAUGAGCGAGUGAGGAGGUUAUGGCGGGAAGUGAGUUUUAGCCGGGGACCAGGUUGAACGGGAUCUGAUGGUGGUGGGUUUGGUGGUUGGGGGCUUUGUUGGGCUUUGUUGUUGUUUAGUUGGGUGGAAAAGUGGUGGUUAAUAAUUGAAUUUGAGGUGGUGAUAAUGUGGGUUAUAUUGUAUUAUUGGUUAAUGAAAAUUCAUAUAUUUUUUUUCA
Asparagus officinalis (garden asparagus) is the source of this 1159-nucleotide messenger RNA. RefSeq names its product caffeoylshikimate esterase. Gene Ontology annotation, cellular component: membrane. NCBI's taxonomy places the organism in Eukaryota, Viridiplantae, Streptophyta, Magnoliopsida, Asparagales, Asparagaceae. The record is from RefSeq and is a predicted model, not a curated record. Gene Ontology annotation, molecular function: lipase activity.